UCGCGGAGCCUCUCUCUCUCUUCCUCUCCCUCUCUCUCCUCAUCUCUCCACGAACCUUCCAUCUGCUUCACUCUUCACCCUCCACAGCUUCGAUCGACGCCCGAAUGGCGAGCGAAGCUCCUCGGCGGUCGGAGCCGGCAGAUCCGCUCGCGGCGUACUCCGUUCUCUCGCUCUUCCCCCGGACGCUCGGCGUCCUCAAGGAGGCCCCGAAGCCCUACGACCUCGAGUGCGACCUCGACUCGCUCCACGACCACCUCAAAUCCAUCGCCUUACGAAGUCCCAAAAGACUUUUAGAUCAAGCCAAGGCUAUUGUCAGCAAUAGUUCAGAACUCGUAAACAUUAGUAUCCCAACUAAGGUAGCAUCUGAAGACAAGAACAGAGUAAAUGCAGUGAUGGCAAAUGAAGUUACUAGAAAAAGAAGGCCUGCUUCGGGGCGCGAGCGACCUCGAUUUUCUCUGAAGCUUGAUUCCAGCCAUCCCAUGGUGACCUUGGAGCCAACAUUUGAUGUCGAUAUAUAUGAAGAUCCAGAUGAAUUUUUUCAGGCUUUUGAGAUGUUUGACAAUGCCAGGAGCGAAAUACACAGACAGACUGGAGUUCCAGUGCAUCAGAAUCAGUACGAUACUGUGAGAAAUGCACGUCCACGCCGACCAGAAACCUUGAGGAAGUCCUUCAAAAAUCGUUUUGAUCAAUCUGUCAUAUGUUCGCAAGUGACAUCUCAAAAUGACAUUGUCCCUGGACCAGUCUAUACAACACAACCUGAAGCAAUUGAAUUGACUGAAGAAACUGAAUUAGCUGGUUCUGAGAUGGCAGAAAACAAGGUUGAUGAACUUUUGGAUGAUUUAUUAUCUGGAAAUUGUGAAGAUUUUGAUGGAGAUGGUGCGGUCAAUCUUUUACAAGAGCGCUUGCAGAUUAAACCUGUUAACAUCGAUAACUUGAGCCUCCCUGAUAUGCAAGAUAUUAGGGGGAAUGACUUGAAUGCUUCAGAGAGAGAGACAUCACAGCAUAGACAGGCGCUUUCUGAUAUACAGAACAUUUUGAAGGGGCUUCACAGUAAAUCACCUUCAAAAAGUGGGGAUGUUUCUAGAAAAAACAUACCCUCACCCCAAACAAAGAGUCCUCUUGCCCCAUUGAUAUUGUUGAAGAGACGUAAGUUUAAGGAUAACUCCAUUGACCCAUUUUCUGCUGCUAAUAUUGAUGUAGCAGCCACAAAGAAUUCUCCCCUCUCUAAUUGCUUGAGAAUACACUCUGACGGCACUGGCACGAGGAAAGACCCUAGUACUUCUGGAAAGUCCAAAUCACCAAUGGUUGAAGAAGAUGCCGGUAUAGUAGAUAAUGUGCAUCAUUUCAAGCACAUUACUGGAUACUAUUCUAAUGUUUCAAUUACAGGUCUGUCCCGGUACAGUUCCAAUGAUAGCAAUGAAAGGUUUAAGUUGGAUUUCAUGACAUUAGAAGAGGACUUACCCGAUUCUUCUGCUGAUAUCGAUAGUCGAACAGAGAAGGUAGCAGUCACAUCUCCCCACUUUGAUGUGGGCAUGCAGAACUCUACCAUUGGAGAAGUGAAUCACAAUGAACAUAAUCAAGAGGAUACUUCACACCGUUCUACAUUGAAAGAUGAUGGAACAGGUGGAACCUUUGCAAGUACUGACAGAGCUCCUGAGAAGCAAACUGAGAAUUCAUUAAGUGCCCACAAAAAGUCAAAGGCACGUCCAUCCAAGGAUCGCCUUAGGAAAGGACUUUCUAGGAGGCAAAGCCUUGCAGCUGCUGGCACCUCAUGGAAUUCUGGAGUAAGGAGAAGCACCAGAAUCAGAUCAAGACCUUUAGAAUAUUGGAAGGGUGAACGAUUUUUAUAUGGUCGCGUGCAUGAGAGUUUAGCCACUGUAAUUGGCAUAAAGUAUGUAUCUCCAGGAAAGGCUGAUGGAAAAUCCACUAUGAGGGUGAAGUCAUAUGUUUCGGAUGAAUACAAGGAGCUUGUUGAACUAGCAUCGCUUCACUGAGAUGCCAUGUGGUCUUGUACUCUUGUUUGCAUCUUGGGAAACUUUUGUCCAUGACUGGUUGAGUUCAUAUUGAACAUAAUUUGAUGUUCAGUAAACUUAUCCCAGUGUAUAGUUCUGUCUCUUCAAGUUUGACUCUCCUUUUCA
Molecule: messenger RNA, 2138 nt
Organism: Rhodamnia argentea
Lineage: Eukaryota; Viridiplantae; Streptophyta; Magnoliopsida; Myrtales; Myrtaceae
Product: centromere protein C
Exons: 11
Coding region: 105-1994 (629 amino acids)
Biological process (GO): kinetochore assembly; spindle attachment to meiosis I kinetochore; attachment of mitotic spindle microtubules to kinetochore
Cellular component (GO): kinetochore
Molecular function (GO): centromeric DNA binding
Source: RefSeq, a predicted model, not a curated record